GCAUAGUCCAAUUGUGAACCCAAGAAAGUACCAAGGCCUGAAGCCCUCGACGAGGUCACACUUUACCUGCUGGAGAUCAGUGCCCGGUCUAUUAGCAGUGGGAGUGGAAAGAGCGCGCGGCGUAGACAGCCCGACAGCUUGUCAGUAAACGAUGCCGCACUCAACACAGCAAUGGGACCUCCCAGAAGUGUUCCAUAGUUCAUUAGUCAACUACGCUCAAGCAAUACGAACGAGGGAUGGGGAGGAAGGCACGGGCGCGGACCCGCAUAGCAUAAAGGAGGUGAAAAGCUAUCUAGCACAGCUCAGACCCGACUUUGUUCAGCUCUUCAAAGAGACUCCGAAGAGUUCUGGAGAAAGGGAAAAGCUUCUUCGAGGCGAGCUUACCUUGAACGGACGAAAGCGGCAAGCAAACCCUGAUUUCGUUCAGGCUGUUAUUUUCCUCUCCGAUCUUUUAGGCAUCAACGAAUUGCGCGCCGCGGAGCUUUUCCAAUUCGCCUGCGGAGUGAAGUCGAAGUACGAAUACGAAGACUGGUCAGCCGUACGUGUUGCCGUACACAUUUACCAUUCGAACAGGGAUUAUGCGCUGCAAACCCUGACUCUUAUGGUGACGGACUUCAAUGCCGUUUCGGGAGCUGAGGAUGUCGUGAAGGUCGUGGAUACGUUUCUGCGGGACAUGCUGCAAAUGAAUGUCGGACUACCGACGAAGAUCCUGCAGUCUAUGGACAUUUUGAGAGACGCGGCCAGUGCUUUCGGUCCCGAUGGAAAGCAAAAUGGAAUCACUUCGGAACAGGUGUCGAAAGUGGGAUGUGAAGAGUAUGUUUUUGCUCUGCAUGCGGAAAGGCUUGAGCAACAACGAUGUCAGUUGGGGACCCUUUUCUUCUAUCUCACCAAACGAUGGAAGCUUGCCGCGGAGGAGGUUCAGCUAGUCAUUCAAACGUUGCAGGAGGUGCAGGUGGUUGACAGCACGAGUGUGUCACUACUAUGCUCCCUCUUAGUUGCGUUCGACCACGCAUUUGUACCGUACGACGACUAUCGGCCAUUGCGCAUCGGGCACAGUUUUGAUAAUCUGCGGAAUCUGAUUCAGAGCUCUGCCUGGAAACUACCUGAAAUGCAAGGAGUGGUAUGGACCCGGUGGCUAGGGUUCUUGCAUCAGUCCGUCUCCAUAGAGUCCGAUGAUCCCGCCGUGGAUGUGGCGUUCCAGACUGCCGCGCGGGCCAGUCUUGACGCUGAGAGUAGGAAGUGGAAAGAAAAGGUCGGCAAACAACCCAGCGUGUACACAUUCAUAUGCGACAACGUCAUCCCGUUCUGCAAGUCGAGAAAGGAAAGCCUGCUCUCUGCACCGGGACCGUCCAUCGAUCGCCAUCUCCGUGAGGACUAUAUGGAACAAGUGGAGCGUCUCAUUGAUGCGUUAAUCAUUUAUGUCCGAUGGGCUUUGAAAGACAUAAAGUGUCACGAUGAAGAUGCUACCAAACAAGCCGAUCAGCUUGAGCGCCGAGCACCGCUCUCUCGUAGCUCUCGAAUGGGGAUGGAUAAUUCAACAUACGGCAGGCGACCAACAGCUUGGGAAUCUUUCCUGAUCCUGAUCACGAUCCUGUAUCGGGACAGGCCAGAUGCCGCAGUUUCGUUCUGGGAAGACCUCUCCUCGCCCGACGACGAGCACUCAGUGGAGCAUACCCAAACAUCGGAGAAGCAAGCAUUUGUUCGAAUGGCAUCCGACGUGAGGACCACUCGGUUCCUCAAAGCAUUCAUUCACAUGUUGGCUUCGCUGGCGACCGGGAAAUACUCAGCGCAUCAGGUUCAUCUCAAACUGAAUGCCGAGCCAGCCGACAGCCAACUCGGGAGCGUUUUGUGGACGACCUUCUUCUCGUCACUCAACAGUGCGAUCGAUAUCCUAGGGAGAGAAAACCGGGAUCUCAGGCAACAUGAGAUCGAUUCGAUCGUUAGCUUCCUACGAUUGCUUAGCCAAGUCGUAAAGUACUCGUAUAGCGCUCGUCGAACACUAUGCGACAAUCAACAUCUUCGCGCGAUACAUACCCUGUUCUGGCUCCUUGGAAGUCGGAUACCUGUAGAGCUGAAAGCUGCUUUGCUCGAUGCAAUCGCCGCGUUCUGCAUACCCCUGGGAAACUCCUACGAUAUCCAAUUGCAGGUUUGGGCGAUGCUGGAACAAACGCAAAUCGUACCUACGAUGCCGAAUGCACGACAUCCUGAGGAAAGAGGGGGACAACAGGGCGGGUACGGGCAGCCUGGAAACCAAAAUGAGGGCAUUCUAUACGAUCUGGAAGAGAUUGAAACCGCCAACAACACAUACCCUGAAACGCUGGCAUUCCUUCGGCUGUUGAAUAUCCUCGUGAAUGGUCAAAGGGACAUGCAAAUGGCUUCCGUUUUCGAAACUCUAGGGGCACCGAACCGAUUGCCUGGCAUCCGCCCCUAUGUCCGUUUCGUGGCCGAGCACGUCUUCGCGAAGUCUCUUGUACGAAGGUUCGAUGAUCCGGAGGAGCGGUGGGAAAUCAUAUUUAACUGUCUCAGCGUCUUCGACAAAUGUCUGGAGAUAUUCGAUCUUGGAAAUUUGACAUUGGAGAUUGAGCCGGAGUAUGACGAUCAGGGGUUUCCCUUGGACGAGAUGAUAAUGGAGACCGAAGGCUUCGGGAGAAAUAUCCUCCAAAAUGCACAACUCUUGGGAAUCCACCCUGGUUUCGAAAUCAUGUGCGCAAUCCUGAGCAGAACGAAGAUUACCGACAGAUUGUUUGACGUAAUUGGAAUCGGGGUUGAUUCUGUGAAUGAGUCUGCCAGCAGACCAUCGUUGUGUGGAAAAUCCGUGUCGCUCGCCUUACAGAUCAUCUUGCGCGUGCUACAGCGACAGAGAGCGUUCCUGGAAAUCCUGGCACCCGCGCUCUCGGAAGUCGGCGCAGCGGAAUGGAUUGGUCUCCCGAAAUCGAUGGCUGGCAUCGAUCAUAUCCUAUCGUUCCAAAAGGAGAUCGUGGUGAAGAUCGCGGAAUACAUUGGGUGCCUUGAUGACGAGGUCUGCCUGAUCAUCGUGAGAAUUCUCUCCGCGUUGUCUCAAUCUGCAGUUUACGCCACUGUUGAUCCUGUUGCGGGGACAAACCGCUUGUUGGUUCUGCUGCAAAGCUCGCCAUCUGCGGAGUCGAUCAUUGCUGGUUUCGUAAGUCGUCUCAACAAGUCCGAAGAUGAAGGCAGCUCGGCGUAUUCCGAUCUCAACGAUGGCGCAGAUCCGGUCGAGUUCCAAGCUCGGGUGGAAUACGAAAGACAACAGAGACUCGAAGCCCUUGUUGCUGAGAACGUGUACGCACAACCAUGGCCUCUGGAGCAAGCGGGCAUGGUGCAUGCCGUACGAUUAGCAAUCCUUGACUUGCUGUUGACCAACCUCUCGAGUGUCGGACCGCCGCCAACGAUCGCUCACUUCCUGCUCGGGUACGAGAAACGCAUCACCGGGCCGCGUCCCCUUCAGGGUGAUAGGACUGCUAUCCGAAGCCGUCGCAAUUGCCUGACAGCCAUAUUGGAUCUCAUCAAAGUUCCGGGGUCGAAACCUGGAUCUGAUGGGAUUGAGGCCGAUCCGUCCUUCCAGCCUAUGUUUGAGACGCAUCCACAUCUUGCGGAACGUUGUUACCACCUCAUUCAUCAGUUGUGCAUUGACAGUGUUAUGUCAUCGUCCACGAUGUUAUACCUUCGCAACGAAGAAGAUUUCUUCUACUCGCAGCUCAAAGCGAUGCCGACUGGAGAGCCGACGUUUGCGAGCGAUAGUGAAAGCGGCGAACUCAGUGCCCUUCUGGCGAAGCUACUCCAGCGAACAUGGCUCAUGCAAUCCGUUGCUCUCGAAUUGCAUGUUACCGUCGGAGCCCGACAGAGGAUGUACGCCCAGCGUCUCAUCGAAAUGCUCUACACUAAGCCCUCUGGAAUCUCAGGUCCCACUACAUCCCGUUCCCGACCUAUCGUGGAAGGCGAUGAAUGGUUGAACGCUUUCGACCAGCGCCAGCUUGGCGGUUCCUACCGGCAAAGCGGAACCGCAUCACGGUUCGAUGUCCCCUUGACGAAGAUGUUGGAGGUUCUGAACACGAUGAAUUUCGAUGAGCCGGUGCACCGGAACCCGGGCGACCUAUCCCUAGCUACUGCUUACUUCCCGAACCUCAACUUAGACGAUUUCCUGCAGAACUCCCUGUAUGACAUAGGCGCCUUACAUCAUUAUAUGAUGUCUGUUGCCGAAAGUCGUAGCGGGAUUGAGAAUACCUCCGAACGGGCAGAUUGCAUCAAACGCAUUCUCACCGCUGUCUUGACCAUGAAUCAAGACCAGGAGCUUGGAGCUGCUCGGUGGCACUGUGCGAACUCCUGGGGUCAAAUCGUACAAGUGACUCUAACCAGGUGUUUCACGCUCAUCCCCAGCACCGCCAGGGAAAAUACGCUCUUCGACCUCCUAUCGACCCUCAUCGGCAAAAUGACAUCAGCGCAAGUGUCUCCCCUUAUCGCCGAAACCAUGUCCGCUGUUGUCCUGGAGCUCUUGGACAAGAUGCACAGUGACCGGCUGUUCCAAUCGCUCAUUCACUCCUCAAACAUGAAAUUGGAAGCAUCCACCGUCCGGUUGCCAACGGAAACCCUGUUACAUGUUGUAUUGCAAGGCAUUAUACGCGGCAUCCUCAUGGCCGGGGCAUCUCUCGAGAUGCGAGGGAAUCUAUACGUGGCCCUCGUGAGGUUGUUGCAGUAUACUAAACCCAAUGACGAUGAAAUAUUGCACCUACCUCCUCCACGAGAUGAAGACGCCGAUGAGGCUUCGACGGAUGAUACCGAGAACGUAUCUCCCUUGCAACCGAGCCAGUCUCACCUACUCCAAAGUAUCUACGCUAUCAUCAGCACCACCGGCGGCGAUAAACUCUUCGAAAUGAUUUGCCGAGACGCAGCGGACGGAAGCGGUGUAUGGAACAUCAUCGCUUUCGUAGCGCUAGACUCCAUCUGCGAGCUUGCGUCGUGUAGUCCAUCCAGCCUGGGCGAAAGCAGCAAGAUGAGCGGUUGGGUACUGGAUGUACUUGUCAAAAUCAACUUCCUCGGAACAUUCGUUCGCACCAUCACGCAGCACGACGAUUAUGAACUCCGCGGCAUUUUCGUUCAUGCAAAAGGCCAUGGCGCCAACGGCGGGACGCAGCUGUUGGAAGGUCAAUUGGGGACUGAUGAGGAUGGGUCACUCAACACGCAUCUGUUGUUCGAGAUGAAGAUGGCGUUCCUAUUGCGCUUGUCGUUCCAGAUUGAUGGUGCGCGCAAAUUACUGGAGUAUGGUGUCAUCGAAGCGCUGGCGGAGUGCAAGUAUCUGGAUCAGCGACCGGAGUCCGAUACCUCGUUUACAGGCUACGACCAGCUUUCCGUCUCGGCGAAUGAACAGUAUCACAACGUGCUGGUUCCGGCUUUACAACUCAUCCUGUCUGUCGCUAAGCAAACACAAGGCGAAUAUAACGCAUCAGCAAGUGUCGCCUCGUUCGUCACAGCCCAUCGCCAUCUCCUCGUAACCAUCCUGCAAGAUUCUACGCGGACCGUGACCCUAAGCAGCCUGACGCAAUUGCAGCUCGUUACGGGCUUGCUCUCUUAUCUUGCGGACUGGAAGGGCGUGACGGAACAUAAGCUAGCGGAGGCAGGACACUACACGUUCCACGAACUGUUACUCAAUCUCCUGGACAAAUUCAUUUCAAACACACGCUCACUGGUCGAAAAGAUCCGACCAACCAACAGAGUCGAAGAAGAGAAGGAUAUGACUGCAUUAGCCUAUCUGGGCAGGCCCUCUGGUCAGACACAAUUCCGACAGGAAGCUGAACAGCUGAUUCUCAGCGUGUGUCGUGACCUUGUUUCGUAUUGCGUUACCGUCGGAACUAAGGUCGGCGGAGCGGGUCCACAUGGAUAUGUGCCACUAUUCAGGCCCAGCUUUGGAGACGAUAACCAAGGAACGCAGAAGAAGGCUCAAAGGCAGGCGGCACCGACGCUCGGCGCCCUCUGCAACUUCACCUCCUCCAUCGUUGACCAACUCGCACAGGCCGCCGACGACCACAAGAAUCUUGACCUCAAAGUGUCCGAUGUCGACCGUCUUACAGCCGACGAGAUCUUGUUGAUUGCCCAACCCUACCUCCACGAUGAGGAGGAGGAGCGAGACCUGCCGGCUGCUCAGAAACGGCAGCUGGCGUUGUUUGGAUUGCUGAAGAGUCGCGCGGAGGGUUUGAAGGCUAUGCGGAGGUUAUUAUACCUGACAGAACACCUCCUCCUCCUGAUCUGGCGCCACCUCGUUAUCAUGGCCUCCGCCGACGACAUGACCCCGUCUUCUGCUCUCGGGGGCGCAGGCACCUCCCGACAGCAACCGCAGCCCCUGUUGGCGGCGAUGUACACGCUGAGCGAUGAGAAGAAACAAAAUCUGGCAAAGACGGUUGGGAAUAUCACGGGGAGAUUGCAGGCUGUUACACAUAGCGAAGCCUUCAAUCAAGACGCCGGGUACUCCUCCACACGCAAACCGUUCUUGGAAAUGCUGAUACGGCAGUUAGCCGAAGUCUCGCAGGCUAUUUGAUAGUCUAAUCCUUACUUAAACAUAGCUACACAGAAGAAACUGGAUAGCGCCCUUUUACAUAAAUAUCUAUACACAUGGCGUUUCGGAUAAGGGAGGCAUAUAUACCACCAAGAGGUUUCUGCAGAGGAGCGUCCUACUUCUUGAGGCUAACUCAUCAUCAAAAGCUACGCCACAGUCACACCUAAAGCUACGCAGCCGUCCAAGGUGCCCAACCCACAAUUCCCACUUUAUACCGACCCCUCAGCCCUCUCCCCAAAUCCCUUAACAUCAACCCCUCCCUUUACAUCAACCCCCUCCAACCUAACCACCAAAUUUUUCGCAAACCUCUUCCUCAACCUCUCCGCCUCUUUCUUUCCCGUCCUUACACCCGUAAU
This is a messenger RNA of Fimicolochytrium jonesii, 6921 nucleotides long. RefSeq names its product nucleoporin Nup186/Nup192/Nup205. Bases 152 to 6547 code for a protein of 2131 amino acids. The record is from RefSeq and is a predicted model, not a curated record. Gene Ontology annotation, molecular function: structural constituent of nuclear pore. Lineage: Eukaryota; Fungi; Chytridiomycota; Chytridiomycetes; Spizellomycetales; Powellomycetaceae. The transcript is spliced from 10 exons. Gene Ontology annotation, biological process: nuclear pore organization. Gene Ontology annotation, cellular component: nuclear pore inner ring; nuclear pore.